AUGGCGUUCCUAUCCCCGAACACGAUCUUGAACCACCAAAAUUUGCAAGAAAAGCCGAAUGCUCUCAUUAAUUCCAAAACUGAAGAUGAUCAACCAAUUUUAGAAAAUGUUUUUCAUUUGCUUGAGCAUAAUGGUUCAACACAUUUGGACAAAUUUGUUUUAACUUUACUUGGCUGGUGUGAAGAAUCGAGCCUUGACACUCUUCUUAAUUUACUUGUGCGCCAAGCUAACAAACAACAAAAGAAAUGGGAUGAAGAAGUCCAUUAUUUAAUUCAACGAUUUGUCCGUUCAGUUAUUCGUCUUUUUGUUAUGGUCAUUUUGCUUUCACCAGAGGCUAAUGGAACUUUACUUGCAACAAUUUUUGAUGAUAUUAACAAAGCAAUCCCAGCACCCGAUGCUCCAAGCUUAAUUUAUCCACUUCCUAAUCAGUCAAAUGCUUCACAACCUGGCACUUCUACUUCUGCUGUUGCUGCAAUACGUGAUUCUUUGAACAAUUACAGAGCUGCUGCCAUCUCUGGUGUACUUUCACUAGUUCGUGCUAGUCUACCUGCCGCUCUUUCACUCAAUUCAUCACUUGAGAAAAAGGAUCAAAAGAAGCAUAAAGUUAUUGCUUUUGUAGCAAAAUGUCGACGAGUGUUUCAGUUAUUCGUUGCUGGAGUUGAUUGGAAUCACUGAUGCAUUAAUUUCUCCAAUUCGUCUUGGAAUCGUUAAACCUUCAGCCAGCAUUGUAUCAAAUGAAGAUGUUUUGGAAGUUU
Messenger RNA from Meloidogyne enterolobii, 755 nucleotides. The record is from the annotation of a GenBank genome assembly. Lineage: Eukaryota; Metazoa; Nematoda; Chromadorea; Rhabditida; Meloidogynidae.